UCAGCAACUAGCCACGUCACCAACUUCCAUAAAUGAGUACGCACUGACAUUCAAACCCAUGUGUCCCUAUAGCAUUCUUGAAAUAGAUGUAGAUGACGUGGAUAAAAAAUAUCCUCUACUCCGUUUGUCCUCUUGGGCUAUAUAUACCUACAUCAUCAAGAUUGUUUAGGUCACUUCUCAUCAGCCGUUCCAAAUUGAGUGGUGUGUACAAUUCGUUGUAAAAUAUGGCCGGAGCAACAGCAAUGCAAGCCGUCGUCCUGGCCAAUCCCAUACUUCGCAUUUCUAAUCGAGCCAGAGUGAGCCACUUUCUUCCAAACCCACAACUGCGAAGAAGCACCUACAGGAUCAAUACUUCCGUGAAAUGCAUGGCAGAGGGAGAUGAAAAGUUGCAGGAAAAUCAAAAGAAGCGGCAAACACAACCGGAAUCUGUAGCCACCCCCCCUGCUCUAAAGGUGAGUACGAAGUUCUCGGACGUGUUGGCAUUCAGUGGGCCAGCUCCAGAGAGGAUUAACGGUAGGCUGGCCAUGAUUGGCUUUGUUGCUGCAAUGGCAGUGGAGUUAUCCAAGGGCCACGAUCUGUUUGCCCAGAUAUCCAACGGUGGAGUCACAUGGUUUGUAGGAACAAGUGUCGUGCUCUCUCUCGCGUCUCUAAUCCCCUUGUUUAAAGGGGUAAGCGUAGAGUCAAAAUCAGAUGGAUUCAUGACAUCCGACGCGGAGCUGUGGAAUGGGAGAUUUGCUAUGUUGGGUUUGGUUGCGUUGGCCCUCACAGAAUAUGUUAAAGGUGGGGCUCUUAUAUGAUAUAAUUGCGAACGUUUGUAUUGUACGCAUGUACCGUAGUAAUAUCAAAUCAACUAGUGUAAGUUUUUUUUUU
Hevea brasiliensis (rubber tree) is the source of this 870-nucleotide messenger RNA. RefSeq names its product early light-induced protein 1, chloroplastic. NCBI's taxonomy places the organism in Eukaryota, Viridiplantae, Streptophyta, Magnoliopsida, Malpighiales, Euphorbiaceae. Bases 225 to 797 code for a protein of 190 amino acids. The transcript has 3 exons. The record is from RefSeq and is a predicted model, not a curated record.